ACCUAUGAAUUCAGGCGGUUGGAUCAAAACCCAAACCCAGGGCCGUCUUAUGGACCGUCCGAUAAGCAAAAAAAAAAAAAAACCCACGAUAGCAAAUCAAUCGGAUCGAUAUUAAGCCCAAAAUUCAAAAUGCAGUGAGAGAGAGGGAGGAAAGCAAAGGCGAAGAAACAACAGACUCAGAAGAACGAAAGGCAAAAAACCAAAUCAAAACCCAAAUCUCGUCCCUUUUUUGUACUCUCCCUGCGUCCCUCCCUUCCUUCCUGCGUCUCUACUCCAAUCUCUCCCUCUCUCUCGCGCCGCGGGGCGGGACCGCGGCUUCUUCUCUUUCCGCGCCGGCGGCCGCCACUCUUUGUUUGUGGAUCAAUUCCCGUGCUCUGCGCUUUCUUUCUCUGGAAUUUGGCAUUCCGGCGGAAGGUAAAGCCAGCCGUUGUUGAGCUGAUUGGCGAUUUUCCGGCGGGGCGGGGAGCUUGGGGAUCUGGGAGUUGCGGAAUUCGGGUCGGGUUUUGUUAGAAAUUUUAGGGGUGGAGAGAAGCGCGCGCGGGAUUUCGCGUUCUUAUUUUUGCUUCCCUGAGUGUUGGUGUGAAUUCGAGGGGUAAUUUUUGAAUUUUUUUUUUUAGGUGUUUGGGAGGAUGGGGGAGGGUGAGGGGAGCGAAUUCCCUCCAAAAAAGGCUCCGCCGCUUGCUAGGCAGCUCGAUUUCACUCAGGGCAGCGGCGGCGGGGUGGUUCUUCCUGACCAUCCGCAAUCGGCAACGCCGCAGCAACAGCAGAAGCCGCCGGUUGCUGCGGCUGCUGGUGCUGCUGUUGCUGGUCCGCCUCCGCCUCAGAAGCCGACGACGGUGGCGGCGGCUGUGCAGCCGAUUGCGAAACCGCCGGUUCCUAUGGCUGUUACUCAGAGCCAGCAGCCGCAUCUCGUUGCUGCGGCGGCGACCACCCCUGCUGUGCCUCAGCCGCCAACUCAGCAGCAGCAGCAGCAACAGGGUGUUCCAGCUGCGAAGGCUGUAAAACCUGAUUCCCCAAAAUCAAGAGCAAGACCAGCUGCAGAGAAAGAUGGUACACCAAAGAAGCAGAAACAGUGUAACUGUAAGCACUCACGGUGCUUGAAGCUGUACUGUGAGUGCUUUGCUUCUGGAACAUAUUGUGAUGGGUGCAAUUGUGUAAACUGCUGUAACAAUGUCGAAAAUGAAGCGGCCAGGCGAGAAGCAGUUGAAACAACUUUGGAGCGUAACCCAAAUGCAUUCAGGCCAAAAAUUGCUAGCAGCCCACGUACAGCACAAGAUAUCCGGGAGGAAAACGGAGAAUUAGUAGUGUUGGGAAAGCACAACAAGGGAUGCCAUUGCAAAAAGUCGGGAUGCCUCAAGAAGUACUGUGAAUGCUUCCAGGCAAACAUCCUCUGUUCUGAAAAUUGCAAGUGCAUGGACUGCAAGAAUUUCGAAGGAAGUGAGGAACGUCAGGCUCUCUUUCACAGCGACAAUGCCAACAACAUUAACAUGCAGCAGGCAAAUGCUGCUAUAACAGGAGCAAUUGGUGCAUCUGGAUUCGGAUCUGGGUUUACAUCUCUUCCAUUGUCUAAAAAGAGAAAAGGUCAGGAAUUAUUUUUUGGCCAAACAGGCAGGGAGCCGUCCUUUCACAGGCCAGGACAUACUCAGCAGGGUAACCAGAUCCGGGCUCCUGCACCCUCUUCAAACCAUGUAGUUCGUGGUGGCAUCACAGCUGCGCAUACCCCUUCCAAAGUCACAUACAGGUCCCUGUUAGCCGACAUUAUCCAACCCCAGGAUAUUAAAGCACUUUGUUCUGUAUUGGUGGUUUUAUCUGGAGAAGCUGCUAAAAGCAUUGCAGAGCAAAUAAGCGAGCAAGAAAAGCAGGUGCAAGGCCAGGUUGAAGCUUCUCUUGCAGCAUCAAGUCAAGAAAAGCAGAACCCGAGAGAAACAGAUGCCGAGAAAAGCGUUGCUGAUGAUGGUUACCCCAGUGCUAAUCCGGUUGAUAAUUCAGGUCCUGAUAAUGGUUCCAUGUCAGACGGCGGGGAUGCUUCGAAGUCGAGGCCAAUGUCACCCGGAACUUUAGCUCUAAUGUGUGAUGAGCAAGACACUAUGUUCAUGGCAGCUUCAUCACCCAAUGGCUUGACUGGCCAUGGUGGGAUCACAGCAUUGCAGUUGCCUGACAAUGGACAAGGUGCGACAACAGAAACUUAUGUGGAGCAGGAAAGAGUCAUACUGACAAAGUUCCGAGAUUGUCUACAAAACCUCAUCAUGUUAGGAGAGGAGAAAGAAAUAGUGUGUUCAUCAAUAGCCAGAUCGGAGUCCAUGGAUCCGAGAUACAUGCUCAGCAAUGGCACAGCGACGAUGGCGACUAAUCAAGCUGUGGCAGGAGGUAUUCAACACAGCGGUACUGGUGGGCCCUUCAGCAAUGGGGUAGCGCAAAAUGUCAUCGCCCCACAGACAGCAGCCAGAGCACCUCAAUCGGUUACUUCUACGAUCGCCACAUCAGUCGAUCUUCCUAAGAAAAACUUCCCGUCGUUCCAGCAGCAGCAGCAGCAGCAGCCACAGUACCGGCCAGCGGCGGAGCAAAGAAGUGAAGCGGAAACAAUGGCGUACGUCGACCACGCGUUCUCGAUCACCGACGACGAUCUAAUGAUGGACGGAUCGUACACCGCCACCAACCGUCCUCCCAUCAAGGAGAUCGGACUCGCCGUCUCCCUCCUCGUCUUCGGCGUCAUCGGUAUCGUCGUCGGCUUCUUCAUGACCUCCAACAGAGUCGGCGGCGACAGAGCUCAUGGGUUGUUCUUCGUGAUACUGGGGGUGGUUCUGUUCAUACCGGGAUUCUAUUACACCAGGAUUGCUUAUUACGCGUACAAAGGGUAUAAAGGCUUCUCCUUUUCGAACAUCCCUCCUGUUUGAGUUGACAGCAGCUGGAGCUUGAGCUGAGUAGCCUGGAUCCACCCUGCUAAAGACCACAGAUGUGUUGCAGUUGAGCUUAAGAUGGGUUUCUUCUCCUUGUUGCAAUAUAUAUAGUUGUUGAUCAUGGAUCGGUAGCACAUAACUUGGGAUUUGGUUGCUGCAUUUGGGUCACCUACGAUCAUCGUCUCCUUCAGUUUUCCUCUUUUUGUUUUGGGGCAGUUUCUUCUUUGAUUGCUGUGAUGCGGGGCAAGUCUUCCGUUUUCAUGUGUCUGAAUUGUUAGUAUGUAAAGAAACAAUUUUCCAUUCCAUCCAGCUUGUACUUUCGACGGUUCAGUGAUGAUGCAAGCAGUGAGCUUCUACGAAGGAGAUUCCGCAACUUGGUCUCACGUGGUACGCGAAUUGGGGGCGACGGUGCUAUAGCUGUCUGUCGACGGCCAGCAUCCUCGAAUCCACCAUUGGCAACCAAGGUGGGAUGAUGCGGUUCUCCAUCUCCGCUAAAUCUUUCCCCCCCGAAUGGUGUUCUGAAUCACUCGUAGACAAGUUUCGGUCAAGAUCCUGGUUGUUACCUGUUCUCCAUCUCCAUCUUGUGAUUAGGA
Molecule: messenger RNA, 3490 nt
Organism: Linum tenue
Lineage: Eukaryota; Viridiplantae; Streptophyta; Magnoliopsida; Malpighiales; Linaceae
Source: the annotation of a GenBank genome assembly